Molecule: messenger RNA, 3149 nt
Organism: Linum trigynum
Lineage: Eukaryota; Viridiplantae; Streptophyta; Magnoliopsida; Malpighiales; Linaceae
Source: the annotation of a GenBank genome assembly
UCUUGUAAUGCCAUUAAUGUUUCUUUUGACUACUCUACUAAUUCUUUUUUUUUAGAAAGAUUUUGACUAUUCUACUAUAACGUAAAAGGUUGGAGUGUUAGAUAUAACAAAUUUUCUAGCAAAAUCACAAAAGUCAUCCUUACCCAUUUGGUAUAAGGAGACUCAUCCAUGAUAAUUUAAUGAGAUGUCAUCUAAAUCUAUUGAUUUUAACAAACAUUACGAUUUUACGUUUUUAAGUAAUUCUUACUCAUUUAGUUCUACGCUUUACGAUUUGAUCCAGUUUCUAGCGAACCGCCUCCGAACGGUACCCUCUAUUUAGUAUGUGGACCUCAGUUUUCAUCUUCUCUUCUCCCUUUUCUAAUCAUCAGUUCCAGCAAUAAGCGUCAGACUAUAAGUUGUUGAAAAUUGAAAUGUUGACAAUUUUUAAAAGGCCGAAGCAUUUCCUCUUUCCCUUUGUAUCCAGAUUGGCUGCAUAUUUUCCCUCCCACCUUUUAGAGCUUUUUCAUGGCAGCCCACUUUCAAUUUCGUUGGGCCUCUCGAGCUGCCUUAAAUCCGGCCCAGCCCAUGAGUGUUUUCCCACCAUAUCCAAUCCGACCUCCGAUCGAAACCAGACGUAAUCACCUCCAUCCUUUCGAGUGGCCGUAGUUCCUCCGGCCUCCACAAUCGGCGUCGCCGACUUCUUCCUCUCCGGCCUCUCCAUCCCUUCCCGUCCACUCCUACUUGACAGAAACGAAGAAGAAGGAGAAGGGAAGCAUAAGAAGAUUUCUCUUCUUUUCAAAUUUUAGAGCAAAGAUAGUAAACUCAAGCCAUUUGUGUAUACAAACUGGACUUCGGCGAAACAAACUUCCGGGCUCCGGCCGGCCUUUUAUCUUCUGCGGAGGACGGUGACAGCUGUUGUUCCUGCCCUACUUCAUCUUGUCAGGUCGGUAUUCUCGGCUGUAAAACCUGGUUUGGUUUGAAAAGUUUGGAACUUUUUCCUCCGUGUUCUUGUGUUUCAUAACAAUGUGAGUUAGCAUUUGAUUUUAAUCUGCCGAUGGUGCAAAUGGGUCAUUGUUUGAACCUUCAGGCUUGAAUUGCUGCAGACAUCUAUGUUUGGUUCCAAAUGCAAGUCUCAAGUUGUUCAAUUCUGCCACCGGGGUAUGGUUUGUUGUUCUGAAAAUCGUUGGCUUGCUUAUCUCUUAAUCAAUGAAUUUGCAGGUGCAGAUAGAGAAUUACGUGUUAUCUAAGGUGGAGGGAGUUUGACUUUGUAAACAUGGCUUCCACAUUGUUCAGGAACGUAAUCCAAGCUCAGCCUUUGUUUCUGAAUUCAUCUGCUUUGCUUAGAAAGAUGAAUGGGGUUUUGUAUUGCACAAUGAAGAGCACCUCACAUUCACAUACUCAGACAGCCACAGAAGAAAGGCAGCAGCAGCAGCAGCAGAAGAGUCCACAAAAAAUCAAAGUUCCUCCUCAGAAGCAGAUGAAUGAAGUUAGUAGAAUUGGUGCAGAUUAUGAGGCAGUCAUUGGCAUAGAAACCCAUGUCCAGCUCUCUACAUUAACCAAGGCUUUCUGUAGUUGCCCUUACAGUUAUGGUGCCCAACCAAACACCUGUAUCUGCCCAGUUUGCAUGGGUCUUCCGGGUGCUUUGCCAGUUCUGAAUUCAAAAGUCAUCGAGUGUGCUGUGAAACUAGCCCUUGCACUGAAUUGCAGGCUCUCUUUCAGUUCCAAAUUUGACAGGAAGCAGUACUUCUACCCAGACCUUCCAAAGGGCUACCAAAUAUCUCAGUUUGAUAUCCCAAUUGCAACUGGUGGUUCUAUUGACCUGGAUCUUCCACUUGAAUUUGGUGGUGGUCAUAGGAGGUUUGGUAUCACAAGAAUUCACAUGGAAGAGGAUGCUGGCAAGCUAAUGCAUUCAGGAAAUGGGAGUUACUCGCAGGUUGAUUUGAAUAGAGCUGGAGUCCCAUUGUUAGAGAUCGUCUCAGAGCCAGAUAUGAGAACUGGCAUUGAAGCUUCUGAGUAUGCUGCAGAACUUCAAAGGGUUGUUCGGUACUUGGGAGUCAGUAAUGGUAAUAUGCAAGAAGGUUCUCUUCGUUGUGACGUGAACGUCUCAAUUCGACCGAUUGGACAGCCAGAAUUUGGGACAAAGGUUGAGAUAAAAAACUUGAACUCCUUUUCAUCAAUUAACAGAGCUAUUGACUUCGAGAUAUCAAGGCAGGUCAAUCUCCAUAGUCAAGGGCAACAGGACUCAAUAGUACAGGAAACUCGUCUUUGGGAAGAAGGCGCACAGAAAACAGUUACUAUGAGGAAAAAGGAAGGGUUAGCUGAUUACCGAUAUUUCCCCGAACCAGAUCUUCCUGAGGUUGUUCUUACAAAAGAUUAUGUAGAUAGUGUUGGUAAAUCGUUGCCUGAGCUUCCGGAAGCGAAACGUAGGAGGUACGAGGAGAUGGGGUUGAGCAUGCAAGAUGUUCUUUUCCUUGCAAAUGACAUAGCAGUGGCAGACUUUUUCGAUGCGACAAUUCAGAAGGGUGCUGAUGUGAAGCUAGCUGCAAACUGGAUCAUGGGUGAUAUUGCUGCCUACCUGAAGAAUGAGAAGUUGUCGAUAAUUGAUAUCAAACUUGUGCCCCAUGAGCUGGCUGAGCUGAUAGCUUCUAUUAAAAGCGGGACUAUUAGUGGGAAGAUCGGAAAGGAGAUACUGUUCGAACUCUUGGCCAAAGGUGGAACUGUGAAGGGACUGAUUGAAGAAAAGGACCUUGUCCAGAUAACAGAUCUUGGUGAUAUUGAGAAGAUGGUCGAUAAGGUGAUUGCAGAGAACCCGAAGCAGUUGGAACAGUACAGAUCCGGGAAGACAAAGCUACAAGGUUAUUUUGCCGGCCAGGUAAUGAAAGCAUCAAAAGGCAAGGCCAACCCGGGGAUCUUGAACAAGUUGCUCGUCGAGAAACUCAAUGCCAAAGUCUGAAGGCAACACUGGCAGAUGCUUGCAAGAAGGAAAGCCAUGUCCAACGAUAAUACGCUGCACUUCCAACACACUGCAAACAGGAUGGAAUUAGAGCCUCAAUCAUUGACAAAGUUAUGUCCAAAUGCAGAGGGUUUUAUGAUGUAUAGGUUAUUUGCUAUCUGUUGUUAAAUUGUUUAUACUAAUUUUGAUUCUUCAUGAAUGAAUAAGUUUAAUUCCG